Molecule: messenger RNA, 1682 nt
Organism: Ananas comosus (pineapple)
Lineage: Eukaryota; Viridiplantae; Streptophyta; Magnoliopsida; Poales; Bromeliaceae
Product: probable protein phosphatase 2C 52
Exons: 8
Coding region: 659-1489 (276 amino acids)
Biological process (GO): protein dephosphorylation
Cellular component (GO): nucleus; cytosol
Molecular function (GO): cation binding; protein serine/threonine phosphatase activity
Source: RefSeq, a predicted model, not a curated record
AUACUACUAUUUUAAGGUUGUUUGUUAUAAUUAUUAUUUUUUCAGCAUGUAAGAGGAGUGGAUAGCAUUACUGAAAUGAUGCUUAUAAUGCUUUCACAAAGUGCAAUGGUGUAGUGGGAUCUGGCAGUUAAAUUUCUUCUACAUGGUGGUUUAUGUAGUUAGGGAUGUCGAUUUGUCGCUUAUAACUUAUAUAUGCACGUGUAAAGUCUCUCUGUAAAAGAAGUCCUUGGCUGGAAAUCAUGGACCAAUAGCCGCAGCUUUAGAUACGGCGCUAAUUGGUUCUUUGAUCCUGGUACCAUAUCUGUGAUCAUGUGAGCGCUGUCACCGACAAGAUCUGUUUGAUACGAAAAGGACUAUGAAUAGCUUUGUAAACCUCACUCAUGUGCAUGGUGGAUGUCAGAAGAAUCAUGCUCGUGACUUUGAAAGAAAAAGUAAUCGAUGCGAUUUGACCCAUCAGUUGUCAUUUGUCGGAAAUUGAACCAAUACACAACUGAGGAUGGAAUACCAUUCUGUGUGCUGUGUCAAGAAUUUGCAUAAGCACGAUCGUCAGCUGCUACUCUUAACAAGAAGGCCAACUUUUAGCACCUGGCAGAGUUACUCCAUUUAGCAACUAUCAAUCUGUUUCCUCUUAUAAUCGGUUUCUCACUGAUGCCAAACUAUGACGAUCUCUCGCUUGAUUGAGGAUGGAAGUUUGAGUUGUGGAUAUUCAAGCUUUAGAGGAAGGAGAGCAAGCAUGGAAGAUUUUUAUGAUGUAAAAUCAUCUAUAAUUGAUGGCAAACACAUUAGUCUUUUUGGAAUAUUUGAUGGUCACGGUGGCUCACGUGCCGCUGAAUACUUGAAGGAGCACUUAUUUCAAAACCUCAUGAAGCACCCACAGUUCAUGACCGACACAAAAUUGGCCAUAAGUGAAACCUAUAAACAAACUGAUUCAGACUUUUUGGAUUCUGAAAGCAAUGCUCUCAGAGAUGAUGGUUCCACAGCAUCAACGGCUGUUUUGGUUGGAAACCACUUGUAUGUGGCAAAUGUUGGAGAUUCACGGGCUGUGAUAUCACUAGCAGGAAAAGCAAUUCCACUAUCAGAUGAUCACAAGCCGAAUAGAAGUGAUGAGCGCAAGAGAAUUGAAAAUGCUGGAGGGGUUGUCAUGUGGGCUGGUACUUGGCGGGUGGGAGGUGUACUUGCAAUGUCCCGUGCAUUUGGUAACCGCCUUUUGAAACAGUUUGUUGUCGCGGAACCUGAGAUUCAGGAGCAAGAGAUUGGCGAUGAGCUGGAGUUUCUGAUUUUGGCUAGUGAUGGGCUGUGGGAUGUGGUUCCUAAUGAGGACGCCGUUUCGCUCGUGAGAGAGGAAGAGGAGCCCGAGGCCGCAGCUCGGAAGCUGAUGGAGACCGCCUUCUCGCGGGGAAGCGCCGACAACAUAACAUGCAUUGUUGUGAAAUUCCACCAUGAGAAACCUGGAGUUGAUUCUCCUACUGAGUCAGAUGAUCCGAGUUGAUUUAUCAGUUCGAAUCUUUGCUGAACUUAUGUCGCGGGUUGGUCUUCUGCUAUCAUUGAGCGGGACCGACCCAGCUGUUUCUUUAUUCCUUUGUUUUUGGCAUAAACUAGAGAACUUGUUUUAUUAUCCUGGUUAUAUGUUUUGGUUCUUAGCUUGGGUGGUUAUAUGUUUUGGUUCCUUGCUUGGGUGCUUA